Messenger RNA from Phymastichus coffea, 1702 nucleotides. RefSeq names its product uridine diphosphate glucose pyrophosphatase NUDT14-like. The transcript has 3 exons. Lineage: Eukaryota; Metazoa; Arthropoda; Insecta; Hymenoptera; Eulophidae. The record is from RefSeq and is a predicted model, not a curated record. Bases 152 to 826 code for a protein of 224 amino acids. Gene Ontology annotation, biological process: nucleoside phosphate metabolic process; ribose phosphate metabolic process. Gene Ontology annotation, molecular function: UDP-sugar diphosphatase activity.
UUAUACCUAACCUUGAAAAUAAAGCAUAAGUUGAAGAAGAGUUGACGUUAACGUUUAUAAUAGUUUGAUACUCAAUCUCAAGAUAAAAUUGGAAUUUUAUUAAUUUUGAGUUAUUUAUUCUAGUUGUAGCUGAAUUUAAUCCUUAUACAAAAUGUCAAAUCCUUCGCUCGAAGAGAAAAAUAAAAAAAUUCGCGAACGUAUGCUCAAUCUAACAGAAAUUCGUAUUGGUCUUUUUCCUCAUGACUCACCGUGGCUUAAGCCAGUGCGACUGAACUAUAUUCAGGAUGGAAAAGCAAAAACAUGGGAUCUUAUGAAAGCACAUGAAAGUGUAAGCAUAAUUGUGUUCAAUAUCAGUAGGAAAAAACUGAUAUUUGUUAGACAAUUUCGACCUGCUUCAUACUAUAGCUGUAUAUCAGAGAAACAGGAGGUGAUUGAUCUUAAAAAAUAUCCUCCCACACUUGGUCUUACAAUUGAACUAUGUGCUGGUAUUGUUGACAAAGAUAAACCAUUAGUAGAAAUAGCUCAAAAUGAGCUUCUGGAAGAAUGUGGAUAUAAAGCACCAAUAUUAUCUUUCCAGAAAAUCAUAACAUAUAGAUUUAUUUCAUCUUCAGCAACAAAACAAACAUUGUUUUAUGUAGAAGUUACGGAUGAAAUGAAUACACAUCCAGGAGGAGGAGCAGAAGAAGAGGGUGAACUUAUUGAAAUAGUGGAAAUGAGUAUUGAUGAAGUAAAAGAAUAUGUGAAUUCUGAAGAAGUGCAAAGUCCCCCAUGUUUUUUAAAUGGUAUUGCUUGGUUUCUAGCAAACAAGAAAGACCGUUAUGAAUGAAAGUCAGGAAUAAGCAAUUUUAAUGACAUUGAAAUAAUCUAUUAAAUUUACACAAUGUUAAUUUAAAUUAAAAUUGCUUCAUGUGAAUUGAGCAGCUACUAUUAAUACGUUAAAGUAGCAUAUUUGUACCAAUAAAUUUCAAAUUAAAGUAAUUAUUAAUUUUUAAGUAAUUUAAGAUAUUGUCCUGAAAUAGUUACUUGCGAAUUUUUAGUUGUAAUGAAGCAUCCUGCUUAAUUUUAUUCAGUAUUGGGUAUUUUAUUCCAUAUAAAAACUUAUUUAUUUAAAACAUGAAGAGAACAAAUUAUCAAUCUCUGAUCAAUUGGCUUCCACAAUAAGAUUAGUAAGAAUGUAUUUAGCUAUAUUAUUGUAUAAUAUAAUGUACGGUAUAUUUUAACAAUCAAAAGUGGUAUAUUUUUUAUAUUUUUGUUCAUAGGUGAUAAAAUUAAAGAAAUGUUGUGCAAUUAAAAUUAAACAUUAAAAUAAGGUAACUCAAUUGAUACAUAAGAUUAAUAAAUAAAUCCAUCUUCAUUCCUUUCGAGAUAAAUUAAAAUUGUAUGUUUAUUGAAAAUUGGAAUCUUACAUAUAUCUUGGAAAUUGAAAUCACACUUCACAUUAUUGAUCAAAUAAAAAACAUCAUUUAUUGAGUAAAUUUUUUAAAUUAUAAAGUAGGAAAAUGACAAAAAUGACAAAUGAAAUUUUAUGAACUAAAUUCGAAAUAAGAACAAAUUCCUAUUGCUCAAGUAACACUUUUUAAGCACACGUGUACUUAUUAAACAGUUCAACUAAAUAUUAAUUCGUAAACUAUUCAACAUUAGAUCGAAUUUAUUUACAAAUAGAGUAUAUGUACAUUGAACAGCCUUCUUGGCAGAUUUGUGA